CGAUGUGACAUGUACUUGGAAUAAAACACCAUAUCAAUAUAAUCAAAACAAUAAGAAUCAAGAAGGUCCCAAAGAAAAAAGAAAAAAAAAAUCAAGGUUUGUUCUAUAUUCCUAAAAUGGGAUUGAAAGAGCAACAUAAUUGUAUAAGUCAGAGGAAGAUCAUUGUUUUUAUAGUCUUAGGAUUUCUACCAAUAGCUCUGUUCCGGCUCUGUUUUAAUAACUCAUUCUCAGCCAUUGAUGACACCUCUCUCCAAGACUCUUCAUCACACGUUGUGAUCACAAGCUACUCUUCUUCUUCUUCCUCUCAAGAAGAAGAAACUGAAGAGAGUUUUGAUCGUAUAAAGGAAGAUGCUUUAUGCGAUUAUACGAAAGGAAAAUGGGUCAGAGACGAGAUUGGUCCACUCUACAACGGCUCGAGCUGUGGAACAAUCAAAGAUGGCCAAAAUUGCUUCCGCCAUGGAAGACCUGACUCUGGUUAUCUUUACUGGAAAUGGAAACCGAACCAAUGCGAUAUACCAAGAUUCGAUGCGAACCGGUUUCUUGAUCUUAUGAGAGACAAGCAUCUAGCUUUUAUUGGCGACUCUAUGGCUAGGAACCAGCUAGAGUCUCUUAUCUGUUUGCUCUCGACAGUCUCUAGCCCCGAUCUAGUUUACAGAAACGGAGAAGACAAUAAAUUCAGAAAAUGGCGUUUCGAAUCUCACAACGUCACGGUCUCGGUUUACUGGUCCCCGUUUCUUGUGGCUGGUAUGGAGAAAUCCGGAAAGUUGGACCACAACGUAUUGCACCUAGACCGGGUGGACGAGAAAUGGGGCAACGAUUUAGAUAGCUUCGAUACGGUCGUGGUCUCCGUGGGACAUUGGUUUCUGCAUCCGGCGGUUUAUUUCGAGUCCGGUUCGGUUUUGGGAUGUCAUUCUUGCGAAGCAAGUAACUGUACCGAGAUAGGGUUUUUCGAUGUGUUUAGGAAAGCAAUAAGAACGACGCUAAAGGCGGCGGUGGCCAGAAACCGCCGUGAGGUGAUCUUGACGACGUUUUCGCCGUCACAUUUUGAAGGCCGGCCUUGGGACAGUUUAGGCGCGUGUAACAUGACGGAGCCGUACGAAGAAGGGAAGGUUCUAGAAGGUUUGGACUUGGAGAUGCGGCGGAUAGAGAUGGAGGAAGUCACGGCGGCGAAAGCAGCGGAGGUGAGGUUAGAAGCGUUAGACGUGACGGCGAUUUCGGUGCUUAGACCAGACGGACAUCCUGGUCCGUACAUGUACGAGUUCCCGUUCAAGAACGGUGUGCCGGAGAGAGUUCAUAAUGAUUGUUUGCAUUGGUGUUUGCCUGGUCCGGUCGACACGUGGAACGAGAUUAUGAUCGAGAUGUUGCGGCGAUGGAGGGUUUAAAUGAUGGAUGAUGAUUGUGGAAGUGAUCCUAUGAUAUCAUUAUACAUGCAUAUGGCAAGAGGCGUAUAAUCAUUUUUUUUUUCUUCUUCUUUGAAACGUAGGUACAUUCUUCAUUUUCUCGGUUUAGAUACGAAAAGUGGGUGAUACUUUUUUGUCGUUAUUUUCGGUUUUUUAUUCGAUGUAGGAGUAUAAAACAUAUAUGGUUGGAUUUUAGUUUGAUCAAUAAAUAUUCACAUCUUUUUCUUUUGUUUUUUUUUUUACCGGAGGAUCGCCGAAGCCUAAAUGAAGUUGUUAAAUGUAACUUAUUUAUUGUAAAUUUAUAAACACACUGGAUGAGUGAUAUAUGG
This is a messenger RNA of Eutrema salsugineum, 1729 nucleotides long. RefSeq names its product protein ALTERED XYLOGLUCAN 4. Gene Ontology annotation, cellular component: Golgi apparatus. The record is from RefSeq and is a predicted model, not a curated record. Gene Ontology annotation, molecular function: O-acetyltransferase activity. The transcript is spliced from 2 exons. NCBI's taxonomy places the organism in Eukaryota, Viridiplantae, Streptophyta, Magnoliopsida, Brassicales, Brassicaceae. Bases 117 to 1382 code for a protein of 421 amino acids.